GUACUCAUAAACACUGAUAAACUAUUCGUUGUAUGAAACGGAUGAAUUCUUUGGCGCACCCUCGCCCUUCUCUCCCGGUGCGACUCCUGCAACGCUUGUCAACGCCACCCGCGUUGCGCCAUUUUGAAAGUGUAAUGUGGGGAGAGGCAGAGACGAGGGAAUUCUUAAAGUAGAGUGCGAAGUCCAAGCACCUGUGCAGAGUACUGCUGCUAACAUUUUGUUGGUGAGCAGGGGGGAUUUUGACCUUUUUGAAAAGAGCUGGGCCACGGGCGUGCGUGUGUUUUCUUCCUUUCGACCGCACUCUCCGCUCCAUUCCUCCACAUCUUCAUCGCCCAGAACCGAGCAGCCGAACAGGGUCAACACCGCUCUCCAAACCAGGGCCCGAACCCGCUUCGGAGAAACCCCUUUUUCUCAUUGAGUGCGCUCACAAUGGCAGGGGUCGGUGGUGAGAGCGGUGAUGUGCAGUGGUGCUUCUCCCAAGUCAAAGGAGCGAUAGAUGACGACAUCUCCGAAGCGGAUAUCAUAUCAACUGUUGAGUUCAACCACUCUGGGGAGCUGCUAGCAACUGGAGACAAAGGAGGUCGUGUUGUCAUCUUUCAACAGGAGCCAGAGAGUAAGAAUCAGCCGCAAUGCCGUGGAGAAUACAAUGUUUACAGCACAUUUCAAAGCCAUGAGCCGGAGUUUGACUACCUGAAGAGCCUUGAGAUUGAGGAGAAGAUCAACAAGAUUCGAUGGUUGCCCCAGAAUAAUGCUGCCAAUUUCCUUUUAUCCACAAACGAUAAAACCAUCAAGCUGUGGAAAAUUAGCGAACGAGACAAGAGACCUGAAGGUUACAAUUUGAAGGAAGAUGAUGGUCGAUACAGAGAUCCAAACACGGUUACAUCACUACGGGUGCCGGUACUCAUGCCCAUGGACCUGAUGGUAGAGGCCAGCCCCCGUAGAGUGUUUGCCAACGCUCAUACUUACCACAUCAACUCCAUCUCGGUCAACAGUGACUGUGAAACCUACCUGUCCGCAGAUGACCUUCGCAUCAACUUGUGGCACUUGGAGAUCAAUGAUCGCAGCUUUAAUAUUGUUGACAUUAAGCCAGCUAACAUGGAAGAAUUGACUGAGGUGAUCACAGCAGCAGAGUUUCAUCCGAACCAGUGCAACACGUUUGUGUACAGUAGCAGUAAAGGAACCAUACGACUGUGCGACAUGAGGGCAUCAGCACUGUGUGACAACUAUGCCAAAUUAUUUGAAGAGCCAGAGGAUCCAAACAAUCGUUCCUUUUUCUCCGAAAUCACUUCAUCCAUCUCCGAUGUGAAGUUCAGCCACAGCGGACGAUACAUGAUGACCCGCGACUACUUGUCUGUCAAAAUCUGGGACCUCAAUAUGGAGACUCGUCCAGUUGAGACUUACCAGGUGCAUGAAUAUCUCAGGAGCAAGCUGUGUUCACUUUAUGAGAACGAUUGCAUCUUCGACAAAUUUGAGUGCUGUUGGAAUGGAAAUGACAGCGUUGUCAUGACGGGAUCCUACAACAACUUCUUCAGGAUGUUUGACCGAGGUUACAGGCAGGAUGUGACUCUUGAGGCGUCCCGGGAGAACUGCAAACCUCAAUCCGUCCUUAAAACUUGCAAAGUAAGCUCGGGUGGGAAGCGCAAAAAGGAUGAGAUCAGUGUAGAUAGUCUGGACUUUAACAAGAAGAUCCUCCACACUGCCUGGCAUCCCAUGGACAAUAUCAUUGCUGUUGCCACCACCAAUAAUCUGUACAUAUUCCAGGACAAACUAGACUAGCAGUUCAUGAACCAUUUAAAAAAAAAACUAAAUUUGUCUUAUUGGUCAAUUCUUUCUAAGACCUUGAGCAGAUUUUUCAUGUUUAAUACAAAUAAAGAACAUACAGACUUUGUAGGUCUGGUUGCAGACUUUGGGAUUCAGAGGCUUAAGUUUCUCUCUGAUUGACACUCUUAUUCAUCCUGCUACUCCACUACAUCCCAGACCAAAGGGAAGAUGUGUUCCGAAACACAUAUUUUUGUAUGUAUUUUUUGGUGCCAUUGUGGCAUUUUUUUCUUUGUUGUAGCUACGGAUUUGUUUAUGCAUUUUGUAGCUAUCGUGUGUUAGUUUUAACAGGAAAUAUUUUAAAUUUUUAAGACAUCUUGUUUGCACUGGCAUGAAGCACUGCUAAUCCAAGUAGUUACCACUCCUUAUUUGCCCCCAAGUCUUUGUCAAGCUGCCAAAUUCGCACACCACGCAUAAUGAAUCUUUAUGUGCUUAUAGGGCCAUUUGAGGAUUUAACUGCUAAGCUUAUUCUCCAAAUGUGUUCCGUAAACAUUACUGCCAACCCUUUUUAUGCUGCAUACCAAUAUAUACUUGCUUAAAUCAUUACCCUGUAGGUUGCCAGAGGUUUACAUAGAUUUCUAUCUGUAAGGAAGCUGCAGACAAAACAACUUCUAUCACAUGCUAAAAUAACAGUUACGGUAGUUGGUUAUGCAUUUGCAUGCAGAAAAUACAUUGUUUGCUUUUAAAUUAUUCCAUUUGGUAGUUUGUUUCAUAAAACAAAAAGUGCGUGUUUUAUGUAAAACAUUUCCCGCUCAGCUGCUUGCCAAAAUUAGACAUUUAAUAGUGCAUAUAAAAAUAUGAAUCUUUAAAAAAAAAAAUGGUGAUAGUAUGAAUGCGAAUUAUUCAAUUGAUGAGGAAUGAUUUAAAAAAGCCUGUUGGCUUUGAUUAAAUAGCAUUUACAUGUCCAGCAGGGUUAUUGUGGAGUCAUGCCAAAGUAACCAAUACAAAACUCCUGUAAAUUAUAAUCCCUUAAAUUUGUGCCCUGCUCAGACAUCAGUGGACCACCAUGACUACUCAGGAAAAAAAAGUUUGGUAUUCUGAGCGUGAAAGGGCAUAAUGUGGCCUAAAUCUGUUCUGUGUUGUGAUGUCAAAAGUUGUGCGUCGCCACCGCCAACUUCCCUAUUAAAAAACUGUUGCAGACUGAUAGCUUUACCCUUUUGAUUUUUUUUUGAUUUUUUUUUUAAAGAUGUCUUGUACUGUAUCUCUAAAAGAGAUCAAUAACGACUGGCAGAUUUAUUUUUGUAUCAAUUAUGGCAAUAGUUAGUCUGAUUGCUGUGCAUGUCAUUUCUGAUGUGGGAUGUCCAAAGAAUAUUUUUAACAGUUAGCUGACUGUGACUUUCUUCUUCUUCUUUCUGCCUGUGAAAGCUUAGCCAAUUCUUGCCUAAAUGGGAAAAGGCAUUUUUACUCCCUUUUUAAUCUGACACUUAUUUUGUGUAAGAUGGUUUUAAUUUUUACAAAUGAUAUAAAGGGAGACUUUGUGAAGCACAAGGCACUUAAUAGAGGAUGUUGUAAGCUCAUGGAGAAACCACUUGCAUUCUAUUCUGGUUCCUCCGUCAAAAGUUGCCAGUCUUCUGGAGUAAACGGGUAGAUUAUAUGCUCCCCUCCUUUUCAUCCUGUUUUUAAGGUUACUUUCACAAUGCCUGUAAAUCCUACUGAAUGAUGUGGUGAUGACACUCUUAAGUAAUGGGUCAUGUUCGGCCAUCCUGAAAUACCAUAAAUGCUCUCAAAGUUUGACCUUGUUUCCCUCAGCACCUAGUUGCAACCAUAUCUGACCUUUUGCUGAUUUGUAUAAAGAGCAAUGGUGGUUUAAUGCCAGUUCUCCAGCUUGGUCUCAGACACAUUUCUAACAGACAAUAAUUGUCCAAAAAAAAAAUCACAAUUUUGAGGAGAAAGUUCACUGUCACUUCCAACUGACAAAAUCUGUACUUUAUUUACCGUAAAGAACCUUGUUAGGAAACAUUUACGGUCCUUUCUCCGGGUCUGGUGAGGAGGGUUUGUUUUUGCUGGUGCACUGGAUAUAUUGUAACCUAAACUUUCAAAAGAUCCCCAUUUGCCUUUUUUUUUUUAAGAAUUAGACCUUACGUGUGCAUUUCUUGAACUUUCUAAUGUGCCAGACAGGAGAUUCUCAGGGGAAUUAACUGCUGCUGUGUGUUCUUCAAGAAAGCAGCCGGUCAAUACUACAUUCAAAAUUGCCUUAAUUGAAAGCCUAUAUAAUUUAAUUUUGCGUUAUUUUUAUGACUGUUUUAUCCGCCUGUGCUUAUCUACAAGACUGAAAUCAGUAACAUGAUCAGUGGAGUUUUUAUUCUUACAGUAGCAUCUUAAGCUGUAUCUCACAUUGGUUAAAAUGCACUUUUGUUUUUUUAUUUGUAUGUUUUUUUUUUCUUUAAAGGGGUUUCUUGAAUAAAGAUGGCCGGAGAGUUGGUAGUCUGGGGCCAGGGGAUUUACAGUAAUGUAUUUGUCAUUUAACUUAAGUUUAGGUGUAAAUAAAGAUUUCCAAAACUUGA
Molecule: messenger RNA, 4322 nt
Organism: Nerophis lumbriciformis (worm pipefish)
Lineage: Eukaryota; Metazoa; Chordata; Actinopteri; Syngnathiformes; Syngnathidae
Gene: ppp2r2aa
Product: protein phosphatase 2, regulatory subunit B, alpha a
Cellular component (GO): protein phosphatase type 2A complex
Molecular function (GO): protein binding; protein phosphatase regulator activity
Source: RefSeq, a predicted model, not a curated record